AUGCGUCGCCGUGGUGAUAAGUUUCCUGAUAAUGGUUUUGAAGCUUGGGGUGGUUAUAUGCAGGCAAAAAUUGCUAAAUUAGAAGAUCAGUUCUCUACUAAAGCUGAAAAAGAGAGCAAAUUGUCAAACAUAUUUAACGGUGUAUCAAUUUUUGUAAAUGGUUUUACAAAACCUUCUGCAGAUGAACUAAAAGAACUUAUGCCUCAGCAUGGUGGUGUCUAUCACACUUAUCAAAGAAGUAAUGAUUUUAUUAUUGCUUCUAAUUUGCCCGACACAAAAGUUAAGAAUAUGUCAACUGCUAAAGUAGUAAGACCUGAAUGGAUUACAGAUAGUAUUGCUGCUAAACAAUUGUUGGAUUAUAGGCAAUAUUUGCUUUACAAAAAUUCAAGAACACAGCCUCAAUUAAAAUUUAAUAAAAUAAAAAAAGAUCAUGUUAAGUGUGAUACACAAAAUGGAGGUAUGCAUGAAGAUGCAAUAUUAUAUGCAAAAGAAAUGAACCAUAUAAUUAAUGAAUAUACUUUUAAAGAAACUAGUAAAGAAUUAGACAUGUGUAAUGUUCCCACAUCAAAUCCAAAAUUACCUGUUGUAGAAAAUAAAUCUAAAAAAAGUGAUUCUGUUGCAAAGACUGCUGUUGAUCCUAAUUUUAUAUCUGAAUUUUAUAACAAUUCAAGACUUCAUCAUAUUUCACAACUUGGAGCUUUUUUAAAACAACAUGUUAAUGAUUUAAGAGAAAAUAAUGACUUUACAUUCCCUGCUCGUGCUGUUCUUAAAAAGAAUAUACAGGCUUUAAAUAAUGUUCAGCAGAUAGAAGCAAAUUUUGAUAGUGGGAAGAUAAUAAUGCACAUUGAUAUGGACUGCUUUUUUGUAUCUGUUGGUAUACGUAAUAGACCAGACCUCCUGGGCAAACCUGUCGCAGUCACCCAUUCUAAAGGUAAACAAGGUCGCCCAAAAAGAGAGGGGGUAGAUAGAUACACCGAAUUCAACCUUUAUAAGCAAAAACAAGCUCAUAAAUUGGGUAAAGCUACAGGAAUUCCAGUGAAAGAUAUUGAAAUCAAAAGUAGGGUGGACCUUAUUGCAGAUGAAGAUGAUGAUGAAUAUGGUUCAAUGAGUGAAAUAGCAUCAUGUUCCUAUGAAGCAAGAGCCAAAGGUAUUACAAAUGGAAUGUUUAUGGGAGCAGCUCUGAGAUUGUGUCCUAAUUUACAGGCAAUACCCUAUGAUUUUGAUGGAUAUAAGGAAGUUGCAUACACAUUAUACGAGUAUAAUACAAUUGCCCAAUACACUCUAGACGUAGAGGCUGUUUCUUGUGAUGAGAUGUAUGUUGAUUGCACUGAAUUAUUAAAUGACUUAAAAGUCAGUGUUCAAGAUUUGGCUACAGUAUUAAGGCAAGAAAUAAAAACUAAAACUGGAUGUCCAUGUUCAACUGGAUUUGGUGGUAAUCGUUUACAGUCAAGACUAGCAACAAAACGGGCUAAGCCAGAUGGUCAGUUUUUCCUGACUUCUGAAUUAGUUGAAGACUUUAUGUUUAAUAUUCACCUUAAAGAUUUACCUGGUGUUGGAAGGCAGAUGGCACAAAAAUUAGAAUCUCUAGGCCACCAAACUUGUGGAUCAUUACAAACACUAACUUUAGGUUUAUUGCAACGACAUUUGGGAAAUAAAACUGGGGCCCAACUUUUUAAUCAAUGUCGUGGGCGGGACUCGAACCCACUAACAUUUCAUACUGUCCGAAAAUCAGUGUCUGCAGAGGUAAAUUAUGGGAUAAGAUUUGAAAAUAAUGCACAAUGUUAUGAGUUCUUAAAGCAAUUAUCAGUUGAAGUACAUUCCAGAAUGCAACAAUUAAAAGUGCUGGGAAAGUGUAUAACACUAAGGUUAAUGGUAAGAGAUGAGAAGGCUCCUAUAGAAACAGCUAAAUUUAUGGGGCAUGGUUUCUGUAAUGUAAUUAAUAAGUCAAGUUCAUUACCUAAUUCUACUAAUGAUAUUGAAAUAAUAACAAAAGAGGUUAUUUCCCUUUGCAAAAAGCAAAAGAUAGAUCCAAAGGAAAUGAGGGGUGUUGGUAUUCAGGUAACAAGGUUAGAACCCCUUAAUGCUAAGCUUACAAAGGGAGGAAUAAGUAAAUUUUUUAAUAAAAAUGUUACGCAACAUACCUUCAACAGUAAAAUUAUAUCGGAGGAUGAGAAUGGUGCAAUAUUUGAUAUAAAUCAAUUUAAGUUUGAAGAUGGAGGGGAACCUAAGUUACCAAUUACUCCAAAAAAAGAGAAUAAACUUUUGUCACCAAUUAAAAAAUCUCCAAAAUUUGGCUUACUUAAAUCUUCACCUGGGAAAAAGAGGGGAAUACUUGACAUAAAUCAAAUAAAAUUUAAAGAUGGAAGAGAAUCUAAGUUACUAAUUACUCCAAUAAAAGGGAAUAAACUUUUAUCACCAAUUAAAAAAUCUCCAAAAUUCAGCUUACUUAAACCUUCACCUGGAAAAAAAAGAGGAAGACCUCCAAAUAAUGCAAAAAGCAGUCUGACAACAUCAAAAAAUUUUAUGGAUAAGUUUCUUUAUGGCCAAAAUCAAGUAAAUGAGCAGAUCCAGUAUAAAAAAGAAAACAAAGACCAAAUAUUAUGCAAUGAUGAAAAAAAUACAAAUGAGGAAUUAAGCCAACAAGGUUUAUCAGGUCUUCCAUGGGAAAAAGUUAGGGAAUUAUUAAGAGCAUGGUUGGAUAGUGGACAAAGCCCAAAAUUUUGUGACACUAAGAUGAUAGCAGGUUAUUUAAGCAAAUUAGUUCUUAAUAAGGAUAUAGACAAGGUUUAUAUUUUAGUAAAUUAUUUAAAAAGAAGGACUGAUGAACUCAACAAUAGUAUGUGGACAGAAGUAUAUGACUAUGUCUUAGAAGAAGUACAGAGCUCUAUGGUGGUUGUUUAUGGGAAAAAACUCUGGAUUAAUGAUUGA
This is a messenger RNA of Parnassius apollo (apollo), 2928 nucleotides long. Lineage: Eukaryota; Metazoa; Arthropoda; Insecta; Lepidoptera; Papilionidae. The record is from the annotation of a GenBank genome assembly.